CAUGCAUCAUCCCCAGUGUGUCGGUGCUGAUACUGCAGCAGGAGGGUUCUUCUACUCAAGGCAUCAACUUUACAGAAGACCAUGUUGGACAGUCUGACAAGGCGGUUCUCCAAGGCGAAGGAGACAAAGUGCCUGGUGCUGGCAAAUGUCCUGGAUCCACGUUACAAGAGCUACGCCUUCACCUUAGGGACAGCACUAGAAAAAGUGCUGUCCCUGAGGAGGCUGAAGGAGGAGUCUGACCUACUAAGGAAACCAAAUCCCAGAGCCACAACAGAAGGGACGAGUGAAGAGAAGGACCUAGAUCCAGGUGCAAAGAUGGACAGCCUCUACACUAGAAUCCUUGGAAGCCAACAGGGCAGGGCUGAAGUCCAGUGCAGUUUUGAAAUUGAGUUGGAGCGUUACCUCACAGAGCCCGUUAUUGACAGAAAGAGCAGCUUGCCUUUGGAGUGGUGGAAGCAGAAUGAGGACGGACUUCAAUCACUCGCUCCACUGGCAAAGAAGUUUCUCUGUCCUCCACCUUCUUCGGUCCCAGAAUGAAGCACGCAAGCUCAAUCACAAGGAGGUUGUGGAGGAGGACAAGAGACUGAAGCUGCCAACUAACUGGGAGGCUAAGAAAGCCCGUCUGGAGUGGGAACUCAUGACCGAUGAAAAGAAAAAGGAGUGUGCGGCCAAAGGGGAGGACUAUGACCGGGUGAAACUGCUAGAGAUCAGUGCUGAGGAUGCUGAGCGGUGGGAGAGAAAGAAGAAGAAGAAGAACCCUGACCCAGGAUUCUCAGGUUACGCAGAGGCCCAGCUGCGACAGUACCAGCGCCUCACCAAGCAGAUCAAACCAGACAUGGACGGCUACGAGAGGCAGCGAGAGCAGUGCGGCGAGGAUUUCCACCCCACAUCCAACAGUCUGAUCCAUGGGACCCACGUCCCUUCCAAGGAGGGCAUCGACCGCAUGGUGGAGGAUGUGGAGAAACAGAUCGAGAAGCGGGCCAAAUACAGCCGGCGCAGGGCCUACAACGAUGACGCAGACAUUGACUACAUCAACGAGAGGAACGCCAAGUUCAACAAGAAGGCAGAGCGGUUCUAUGGCAAAUACACAGCUGAGAUCAAGCAGAAUCUGGAGAGAGGCACAGCAGUCUAACUGGACUGGUCAUUGUAAUGGACACUUCCAUUUCCUCUGCUUUGUUGUAAUUGAAGCCCAUAAUUAUUCAAUGGUUACAGGACUGGUCAUGUACAUAGAAACCCAAAUUGUUUUCCCUAUGCUUACGUCUCUAGGAUCAAGUUUGUAUUUUGACGCUGACAUUUCUUUAGAGGCAUUUUAUGUUUAAAUAUGUGUUUCUGUAUUGUUACUAUAAUGCUUUUGCUCAGUGGGAAUGGUUAAGUGCAACCUGAAUGAUCUUAUAAUGCUAUUCCUGCCUUUCUGUCAGUGUUUGUAUCGUAUGUAUGACCAUGCAUUUUCUUUAAAUAAAACAUCUUAAACGUUU
This is a messenger RNA of Salmo salar (Atlantic salmon), 1475 nucleotides long. Its product is annotated as pre-mRNA-splicing factor syf2. Lineage: Eukaryota; Metazoa; Chordata; Actinopteri; Salmoniformes; Salmonidae. Gene Ontology annotation, cellular component: Prp19 complex; post-mRNA release spliceosomal complex; catalytic step 2 spliceosome. The record is from RefSeq and is a predicted model, not a curated record.